Messenger RNA from Cylicocyclus nassatus, 1247 nucleotides. NCBI's taxonomy places the organism in Eukaryota, Metazoa, Nematoda, Chromadorea, Rhabditida, Strongylidae. The record is from the annotation of a GenBank genome assembly.
AUGAUCCCCACUGAAACGGCGGUGCUUCUGGGAUGUUUGCUUCUGCUUGAAUCCUCUGCUAUGUGUGAAGAAACAGAAGGAAUCUCGACAUUUGACGACCUCCUUGCUGAUCGCUUUGACGGCGAAUUUGAGCAAAUGAGUGAGCAAAGCCAAAAAGAGCUUCUGCAUAAAAUUGGAGUAAUAGCUCUCUAUUAUCGUAUUUAUAAACAGCUAUUGCCUCUACCCGGUGAUGAACUCGGGUACAUGUAUCGUUUCCCGGAGCCUGUUUCUGCUUUAGAUAUGAAGCUUGUAAAGUCAUGCGAAGUCAGCCUGAAGAGUUGUGUGUCAGAGAUACUUGCUACCAUACAAAAGGCUCAUCCUUGGAUUUACCCGACAAAGUCACAUCGCAAACCUGACACUGAGCUAAGCACUGCAGUACUGAAAGACAUCAUCAGUGACAAUCUACUGAGCACGGAAAUUACUGCCACACAGAUUCUUUGUUUCCUCACUAUGCGCAAGAACUCCGCCUUCUCAGAGGUUCCAUUCUGUCGUUUUGAUCUCGAAGAUAACAAACGCCAUAAAAGAAUCUGGCCUGCGCACGUAAUACAAAAGUCAGCACAAUUCAUCGAUGAAUAUUAUGGCGAGCCUUACCAAUGCGCACGCAAAAGUUUUUGUCCGGAUCCUUGUUGUCACGGCGUUCCUUCUUCAUCGUUGCUUUUCUCCUCUUGGAAAUGCGGAUUGAACAAGUGCUUCCAUAGAGAGCGUUGUCGUAUUGAGGCGUCUUUCAACGAUGAUUUUGCUUCAAUCCGCAUGAACAAAUGGAAUACAACUUGUCCAUGUGGAAAAGGAUUGAGUUACAGGCCUGAUGUGGAGUCAUGUGUUCACUCAGACCUAUGCAGCGAAUUUCAGAGAUGCCCAGCGGCGUUCGAUUGUAUAAACACAAUAAGCGACCCUGGAUACAAAUGUAUUUGUCAGCUGGGAUAUAUCAAGGAUGAGUUGGGCAGAUGUGUUCCAAUCAACAUGUCUUCAUCGGCUUGGCAUGGAUUUGCGUUUAGCGAAAAGCAUCCGCAAUCAUCUAUCAAAGGUCAAAUUAGACUAAUAUCAAUUUUGUUGAUAACUUUUAACGUCAUUAUGGUUCACUAAAGCAAAUAGCGAAUUUUUAUUUAGAAUGUGGAAUUAUCGUGUUAAUCUCUUUCAUUUUUUGAACAAAAGCUACCUUCACCUGUUAUAGAUUCGUUGCACUACUUCACAAAAGAACAGUUUCAUAA